GAUGCGAUCACUCUUGCUUCCGUACCAUCAUCACCGCUCUUCCGGUACCCCUAUUGCUCUCUGCACUCAAUAAUUUUCUCCUUCCUUGGAGUAUUUGUACGGCUCUUCGGUGGACAUCACUUUGUUGGAUUUUGUAUACAAAGAACGACUCGGACUGUCAUGACGGCGCCGUUCAAGGACACGGCACCGGGCGAUGUGAGUCCUUCUGUGCCCCAAGAGGUCCUUGAUUACAUUCUCGACUUCCUGCACGACGAUGCUCCAACCUUGCGGACGUGCUCCCUUGUAUGCCAUGCCUUACUUCCUUGCAGCCGCUAUCAUAUCUAUUCGAAUGUGUUUAUCGUGCACAAAGGUGAAUUAGACGAAUUUCGGGAACAAUAUGCAGGGCAACUGUACCAUUGCGAGAACCUUGCCACAUUACUCAAAAAUUAUCCUCAUGUCGCCCCGUUGGUCACAAGAUUCGGAAUUCACGCAAACUCAAUGAUGUCGGAAAUUUUGAUGGAAAUCUCUCUCGUUCCUAUCAUUAAAUCUCUCCAUAAUCUGUCUCAUGUCGAAUUCGUUGCUCGCCAAUACCAGGGAUUUUGGACCGAUUUUCCAGUCGCCAGACGCAAAGUCUUCCUCGCAGCUCUCCGCUCUGUACCACUUAAGACGUUCAUUUCCAAUGGCAUCACAUAUCAAGGGAAUAAACAAUUCAGAGACGUAUUCACUGCCGCUGCCAACCCGGCGCUAAAGCAUCUGUCGAUCGUCACUGAUAACGGAGCAGAUUGGACCUCUGAAAACUAUCCGCCGAUUCGCCCUCCACCGAAAGGCCUACCCGCACUGGAGUCUUUGACUAUGGCAGGGGCCGCAACAUGCAGCAACAUUGCAUGGAUGUUCUUCAGUCAAUCUCUGUACAAUAUCAGCUCUGUCCAUCAUCUCUCUCUCCAAAUGUACUAUGAGAACAAUGCAUCACUCGUUCAGAGACUGCUUAACGCGAUGCAGGGAUCGCUCGAGUACUUCAUUCUAGAUGUUAACGCUUGGACAGAUCAACAGGUCCGUUUGGAUUUGAGUCGUCUCAGAAGCCUCUCCUCUUUUUUCAUGAUCUUGGCCUCUCCGCUGGACUCGCGGUUACUGAGAGUGCGCCUUAGUCCUACGUUGCGGACAUUGAAGAUAGAGCAAGUGUGUCACAACUGGGAGCACAGCUUGGACCAGUCUGUCCACGCCUGGGCUCAGUUUGACGCUCACCUGGAUGCACUGCCGUUGCCUGCGCUGCAAUGUGUUCAUAUCAGGCUGCAUGACAGUUCACAUGGCACAUGCUACUGCUUUGCAUGCCACGCCCGUGAGCAUGGCGUAUGCAAGUGUUUUCUAUGCUACAAGGACAAGUACCCCUGUACUAUAUGUCAUGGCCGUGAGCAUCCAACAGAAUAUGUCGGAUGGAAGCGUCAAGUUGAGGAUAAAAUGCCUUUACUGAAAGCCAGAGGUAUCCUGGAAGUCGAACUUGUUAAACGGCGCUACUGCAUACAAAGGACUUUUGACUGAUUUAUUUUUUGUAAACCCAUGCUCAUUUGUGUAUCACUACAAAACAUAUAUUUCUUGUCAGAACAAACCGGUCUCCACUAUGGCGUGCGCGCGCGCUUCCUGAAGAAGAUGUCAUUGUUUCGGUCUUGGUGAGUAGGUAAUUGGCCUGCGGUGGAAAUGCCGUCUGUUUUCACGUCAAAGUUCAGGAGAACAUGAGUCAUGAGGGUCUUCAGCGUGUCUAUGGCGAAAAAGCGUCCUGGAC
Messenger RNA from Desarmillaria tabescens, 1756 nucleotides. RefSeq lists its product as uncharacterized. NCBI's taxonomy places the organism in Eukaryota, Fungi, Basidiomycota, Agaricomycetes, Agaricales, Physalacriaceae. The record is from RefSeq and is a predicted model, not a curated record. Gene Ontology annotation, molecular function: protein binding. The annotation marks the transcript as partial. The transcript has 4 exons.